AUGCUUGCUGGUGUGGACUGGAGGCCCAGGCCUCCCCUGGACUCACUGGUGGGCAGUGGGCAGCCAGCUCAUUCGCCAGUGGGCAAGACCAAGAAGGUGCUGGUCAAGGCCACCCAAGGGACAGAGGCAGUUCCUGGCUGCGGGGGCGGGGCCUGCGGCUCGGCCGCCCAUUGGCUGCUUGUCCCAACCACCUGCCGGCCCGGUGGCCGCGGGGCUGCCGGGGGGACCUGGGCGCGCCCGGCGGGCGGCGCGGGAGCCGGCCUGGCGGGACUCGGCCGGUGGGUCCCCCUGCUCCUGUGCCUGCUGCAGUCCACUCGAGGGAGGCCCCACCUGGCCCCUCCCCAGAACGUGACGCUGCUCUCUCGGAACUUCAGUGUGUACCUGACAUGGCUCCCAGGGCCUGGCUACUCCCAGAAUGUGACCUACUUUGUGGCCUAUCAAAGCGCUCCAACCCCCAAACGAUGGCGGAAAGUGAAAAAAUGUGCAGGAACCAAAGAGCUGGCAUGUUCUCUGAUGUGCCUGGAGAAACAGGACCUGUACAACAAGUUCAAGGGGCGUGUGUGGGCAGUUUCUCCCGGCGCCAGGUCCCCGCCGGUGGAGUCCGAGUACCUGGAUUACCUCUUUGACGUGGAGCCAGCCCCACCUGUGCUGGUCGUCACCCGGACGGAGGAGGUCCUGAGCAUCAAUGCCACGUACCAGCUGCCGCACUGCAUGCCGCCACCGGAUCUGAAGUACGAGGUGGAUUUCUGGAAGGAGGGAACCAGAAACAAAACACGAUUUCCAGCCAUCCCCCAGGGCCAGCCAGUCCAGAUACCCCUGCAGCCAGCCGCCAGCGGACACCACUGCCUCAGUGCCAGAACCAUCUACACCUUUGGUGACCCUAAGUACAGUGGGUUCUCCGAGCCUACCUGCUUCUUCCUGGAGGCCCCGGGAGCCAGCUGGGUAUUCCUGGUGUUGCUGCUGCUUCUGCUCCCACUGCUGUUGGUCAUCGCCAUAGGCUAUGUGGUCUGGAAGAGUUUCACGGAGAACCCUUGGUUUCCGCAGGCAGAGGUGCCAUGGGCCCUGGACUUUACUGGACACCGACACCCCGUGGCAACCUUUCAGCCCUGUGGCCCUGAGUCCCCCGAUGUCUUGAUCCUCUGUCCCCAGAAGGAGCUGACCAGAAGGGUCAGGCCGAGCCCUGGUGUGAGGGCCCCAGCCACGGUCCAGACAGAAUCACAGAAGGACAGUGCCGAGGAGGAGGACACAGACGACAGUGGCAGCUUCCAGCCCUACAUUGAACCACCGCCCUUCCUGGGGCAAGACCACCAGACGCCAGGGCACUCCGAGGCUGGGGGCACCUGGACUCCUCCCAUCCAGGACGAACGCUCCUCGGCCACGGAGGCUUCAGACAGAAGCUGGGCCAGCACUGAGGGCUCCUCUCCCUGGGAUGAGCCCGGGUCUUCUUGCUAUUUAGCCAAGAAGGGGCCAGGCCGAGGGCCCGGAGGGGAGGGGGGUCAGCAGCCUCUCCUACUCCCCAAAUUCUCCCAGGACUUGAGUUUCCUGGAAGAUCCUGUGAAAGACGCCCUUCCCUCCUGGACCAGCUGCGUUUCAUCACCGGGGCUGAAUCUGGUCCCUGAGGAGCCCCCUGUUUCUCUUCACACACUGACCUUUUGCUGGGACAGCAGCCCUGAAGAUGAAGAGGAGGAGGAGGAAGAAGGAGGGGGAGGAGGAGAUGGAGGGGGAGAGGAGAGGAAAUCAGAAGUUGAGGAUGAUGUUACUGACAACUGGGCUGAGAGCCGCCAGAAGGUUGAGGUCAGAGCAGGGACACUAGGGCAUUACAUGGCCAGGUGAGCUUUCUUCAGUCCCUCCAAGUCCAUGCUCUCCAAGGACCCAAGACGCCACCGAGACUCGAGAGCCUGGGGGCAUCCUCACGGAGGCCGUGGAGGGCUCCUGCAGCACGUCAGAAACCCCAGCUGCGGAACCCACCCCAUCCUUUGACUACCAGCCUUGGGCUGAGCUCUAAGAAGGGUGAAGACAAAAAUGGGCUGAGGUCAGAGGCUGGUUGGGUGUCCCAUCCCCCCACUGCCUCUGGGGUGACAGGCCGGGUAGAGAAAGCCUCCCUGGACAACAUGAAACAGGUGCAGUCAGGUCACAGUGGACAACCAAGGGCUGGCAACACAAGGGACCCUCUGGAUCUGGGUGCAGGACGUUUGGAGCUCAUCUUUAGGAGUGUCGUAGCUUUCUCCAGCUUCCAGCAGCUGCUGAGCUCCUCCUCCCCCGGGUCUCAGUCCCGGGUUCAUGGUCCUCUAGGGUGGGCCUCAGUGAAGAAAACUCCAGUAAGCAAGGGAUGUUGGAGAGGAAAGGGUGGUCUCAUUCAAAUCCCAGUCUCUGACUUAUGGAA
Suricata suricatta (meerkat) is the source of this 2383-nucleotide messenger RNA. RefSeq names its product interferon lambda receptor 1 (gene IFNLR1). Gene Ontology annotation, molecular function: protein binding. Lineage: Eukaryota; Metazoa; Chordata; Mammalia; Carnivora; Herpestidae. The coding region runs from base 1 to 1833 and encodes 610 amino acids. The transcript has 9 exons. The record is from RefSeq and is a predicted model, not a curated record.